AUGGCAGAGUUCAAAAUCGAUGUUUUAUCGGAAGAAUUUCUUGCUGAAGACCAACUGAUUGAAGAGACUGACGAACAGCCGGAAGAGCAACCGGAUUUGCGGGACAUUAUUGAAAACGAUUGGAAGCUACAAACCCCCGUUUAUUCCAUUCUAAUAACUGUAUCACAUAUUUACGGAAUCACCCCAGACUAUCUUAAAGUCAUAGAUGAAAAAGCGCUAAACGAUAUUUUCUCCGUUGUAAAAUGGACGGGACAUAAACAUGCUCUGCGCUCAAAACUGGAGCAGUGGACCGAAAGCGCUUUGUAUCGCCCAACAGUUCCGCUGAUUAAUCCGAUUAACGAAGCACCUUCGAGCCAAAACACUCUGCCAGGACCAUCUCAACGCAGAUUUCUUCAAACAGCAGUAACUAACAACGAGCUUCUCAGCAUACUCGAAAGGAAUGAGAAAGGCAAAAUUGUCUGCCAAUAUUACGAAGCAAAUAGGCGGCUUGAUUUGCAACACCGGAGAUACCUAGCACAUACUAUUGUAGAUUACUACAUCGCCAAUAAUUCCUACUUUACAUUAGCUGAUAUGGAUCGUUACUCUGAGCUUAUUGCUGCACGAUUUCCAACUGAAUUAUCUGUGAUCUAUUAUAAUCCGCGAAACGCAGCAUCUGGUAAAAAGCAUCCCUCUGGACUUCUGUACGAUCGAUUCCACAAUAGGAAAAAAGCAAGUUUACCUAAUCGACGACGUACGGAAGUUUCAGAUCCCUGGACGAAUUGUAAGGCGAAAGCAUCGAACUUAACAGAGAAAGAAAUCAAUCGUCUGACUUCGAUAAAAAACUGGUUAAGGAAUAAUUUGGAACCGUUUGAUGAAGUCCUACUUCGGUGGAACGAUUCAGUUUUAUUGCGCAUACCUCACAUUAGUCACGACACAGAUACAAACAAAUCAAACGUUAUAAAAAAUUGGCCACGAUUGUCAGACGGAAAUGGGUAUUUACUGAUCGAUGCUGACUACGGAUAUAUAUACGGGAAUACAAACGGCGCGCAAACAAACAAGCUCUACGAUACCUGGAACACAUUUCUCGUGAAGUUCCGAGAGUACAUAGACCAGUGCGACAUCAGGGAUCAUCGUUCUCUUCAACUGUUGGAUUACUUGAACAAUCGCAGACUCGCCGACGAUACACGGAAUUUCAUUUACUGUUCCGUCUUCCACGCUGUAAUCAAGCCAUCUCGAACAUCGACGCGAAAGUUGCCAACAAUCCUGCAAGCCCAGAUUGAGAGUUUUUACAUAUGCGAAACGGAGGAGGAAUACACGAAGGAAAGAGAUUCACUGAGAGCGGAAACAGAAUCCAGCGGUUUGCAGUUUUCACCCCGUAUAUUUGUGGUAGGAAGGCCGGAGCAGCUUGACGCAUUCUACGUCGUUACUCAAUGGCUUGAGUACCGUCUACCAACAUUCCUACGCAGUAUUGAUGUAGUGAUCAAGUUGAAACUUGUUCUAAACUACAACUUCCCUGAAAGCUGUGAAUUGUUUUGGUGCUUUGUUGCAAAAUAUUUCUAUGACGUAGACUGCAGCCGUAAAACCAAAAACGGUCAGGUGCUUGAACUUCUAUCAUUCCUGGAAAAUCAACAACAUGAAGUGCUUCCUGUGUGA
Messenger RNA from Armigeres subalbatus, 1632 nucleotides. RefSeq lists its product as uncharacterized. The record is from RefSeq and is a predicted model, not a curated record. The transcript is spliced from 7 exons. Bases 1 to 1632 code for a protein of 543 amino acids. Lineage: Eukaryota; Metazoa; Arthropoda; Insecta; Diptera; Culicidae.